This is a messenger RNA of Eufriesea mexicana, 824 nucleotides long. RefSeq lists its product as uncharacterized. Bases 48 to 824 code for a protein of 258 amino acids. Gene Ontology annotation, biological process: regulation of cell projection organization. NCBI's taxonomy places the organism in Eukaryota, Metazoa, Arthropoda, Insecta, Hymenoptera, Apidae. Gene Ontology annotation, molecular function: cytoskeletal protein binding. The transcript is spliced from 5 exons. The record is from RefSeq and is a predicted model, not a curated record.
UUGAAAUUGUGACAUUUGUACUAAACACAUUCUAUGUUUGUAUAACAAUGACAGUUAAUCAAGAAGGGUUUAAAUAUGUCAUACAAAAACAAGAACAACAAAAAAUAUGUUUUGGAUCAGGAUGCUCUCGUGAUAUUUCAACAAAGGGUAUGAGUCCAUUCAUGAGAUAUUAUACACUAGAAAACUAUCCAACUAUAGCACCAAAUUCAUAUAAUGUUUUGAAAUCAUUUAAAGCAAUUAAAACUAAGCCUUGUUCCCAUAGUAUUAGUAAGCAAGGUUACAGUGGUAUUGCUAGGUUCAGUAAAAAACUAGUGGUUAAAGAUAAAUAUCCAUCACCAUCAGAUUACAAUAUUUCAACAUUUCCUAAACAAAUACAUAAAUCGAAAUAUCCAUUUGAAUCUAACAGCAAAAGGCAAACAUUUAUGAGCAAUACAAUUCCUGGUCCAGGAAUGUACGUUAGUACUAAAAGAAGAGGUUUUACAUCAGAACAUAGUUUUGGUGGUAGAGUGAAAAUGAAACUUGGAGCGGAUCUUAAAUGUUGUAGUCGAAACACAGAUUUCUGUAAAAUAUGUGGAAAGAAGUCAAUUGGUGAUUAUUGGCAUUUAAAAAAUGAAAUAUUUUUAUGUAGGACAUGCAUGGAUAAAGAAUAUGAAGAAGAAACAAAAUUCAGAAGAAGGGAAUUAGAACAAUUUGAUAAAAUACGGGAUUGUUCAAUUAUGCAUCAACAUGGAACUACAACUGCAAAAAUAUGGUUAAUGCAUCCUACAAGUGCUAUUCAAUGGAUACGCAGAGAAGCUUAUCUCUCUGCUUAUUUCAAUGAAUAA